Peniophora sp. CBMAI 1063 is the source of this 729-nucleotide messenger RNA. The record is from the annotation of a GenBank genome assembly. NCBI's taxonomy places the organism in Eukaryota, Fungi, Basidiomycota, Agaricomycetes, Russulales, Peniophoraceae.
AUGAUACACUGCUCCAACCCCGCAGAUCACGCGGAGAGCGCCAGUGACCAAGCUGAACCGUUAUGGCGUCGCUCAACAGCGGUGAUAGGGUUGGACGUGCGCGUCAAUCCAACCACCGGGCCCUUCGAGCCCGCUGCGGCGCGAUUCCCCGCGUCUGUCGGCGUCGCUUUGGCGGGCUUGGAGCUCGACGAGAAGCUCGCCGCGCGGCGAUCCCUCACUUUCAGAGACAACCAAGUCGCCUUGCAAAACCGGCCACCGGGCUUCAAUACCCAGUAUCCCAAGGCUUUGUACGACACUAUUCAAUAUGUUCUGGGCCUACUGCCCGACGCAUGGGCUUCCGCGUCCGAGCGCCGAGUGCAGGAGUUUGUCUUUGCCAAGGACACCUGGCUGCCUGAUCGCUCUCUAGGGUACCAGCACAUCCUGGGGCGAUUCACCGCCCUCAAGGCGCUGCAUUUCGACAGCCCUUUGCUCAGGGGCAGCGUCCAGUUCAAGCAGAACAUGGAGGGUUGCAUCGCGUUCGAGCAUCUGCACGCCCUUGCGUUGGCCCUCAAUGCUCCAGGCACCGGCGGUGUUUAUCCUUGCCCGGCACUGGAAGUCAUUCAUCUGCGUGCGCCGGUGGACAGGUUACUGAGCUCGGUGCCGCGAGAGAAUUGGGAUGACAUGCUCAAUUCACCAGAUCGCCUGGCUUUCGGCGCACAGAGAAUUCGGUUGGCCUCAUGCCGUGACUGA